Diospyros lotus (date-plum) is the source of this 1844-nucleotide messenger RNA. RefSeq names its product F-box protein SKIP16. The record is from RefSeq and is a predicted model, not a curated record. The transcript is spliced from 5 exons. Gene Ontology annotation, molecular function: protein binding. NCBI's taxonomy places the organism in Eukaryota, Viridiplantae, Streptophyta, Magnoliopsida, Ericales, Ebenaceae. The coding region runs from base 285 to 1610 and encodes 441 amino acids.
GACAUAUUGGCCUGUGUUUGAUUAGGUGGCACUCCGUUUCACUACGCUUCGCCGGCGUUUUCAUUGCAAAGCGGCUUGCUUUUCCGGCCCCACUGUCCCUCUCUCGAUCACAUCACCAACUCAGAAUCACAGCGACCCAUUUCACCAGAUCAUAUCCACCUCCGACCCAAUUGAACAGUCGCUCGAUUCUACUCGAUCUCGCCGUCAAUUUUCCUCCCCUUUCCUUCUCACUCUGUACCAAUUGGAUACCGCAGCCACCGGCGGAAAGAGCGGGAGAGAAAGAGAUGAAUUUGGAUGGAUUGGAGAGUCUGGCAAUUCACGAGAUUCUGUCGAAGUUGGGUCCGGCGGACACCGCGUCGGUGGCGUGCGUGAGCAAGAAGUUCAAGGACGUGGCUGCCGACGACUCUCUCUGGUCAAAAUUCUGCGCCGACGAGCUACAAAUUUCCUCCCCUCAGGACCCUUCCGGCACUCCUACCUCCACUUUCAAGGAAGCCUAUCAAAUAUGGCGUGAAACUUUUGCUAUGUAUCCUUGGUCUCUUGUUAGACGAGUUAAAAGAUGUUGGGACAAACUUAAAAGCUGGUUGUCAGUUAAUUUCCCUGAGGCCUUGGCUACACUACGUAACGGUGCAACUGAGGACCAAAUAAAGGAAUUGGAAGAUUGUUUGAGAGUAAAGCUUCCUCUUCCUACAAGGAUUUUGUACCGGUUCUGCGAUGGUCAGGCAGUAAAUUGUGAAGAAUUUGGUGAAAGUAUGCCAGGAAGUCCCUUUGGCCUUAUUGGUGGCUACUCUUUUUAUGACCACGUAGUGAAUGUGUAUUUGUUACCUUUACGUGAAGUAAUCAAUGAAACAAGGGAUGUCAUAGACCAACUUGGAUUUAGUAGCAGAUCCAAGAUUAUUGUUGUGGCAGCUUCUUCCACAUACAGGGGCAAAAUUUUCUUCCUUGAUUGUGCCAAUGGUCGACUAUAUGUUGGUACUCGGAAUCUUACAGUGGGCAGGGAAAUGAUGCCUUGUGUGCCUAAUUCAUUUAUAAAUUUGUCUAAAAGAGGCAAUCAACAACAGGAUGGCAUGCUACUAUGGCUAGAAGAACAUGGUCGCCGCUUGCAUGAUGGCAUUAUUAAAGUUCGUGAAGAAGGAGGAGUUAGAAGCAUCAAUCUAUUUCCAGAGGAAGCUCCUAAUUGCACUACUGCUGUAACAAACGGUGUUAAGGUUCGUGCUUCUGCUGUGUUCGUUCCGGAGCAUAGUUCUUUUCAACGUGUAGCUGGAGAGUAUUUGUUUGCUUAUUCAAUUCGCAUGUCCCUUCUGCCGGGAGGAUGCAUUAUUAAUGGAUUGUCCUUUACCUCUUGCCAACUGUACCGGAGACAGUGGACUAUCCGUGCCAAUGAUACCAUUAUUUCUGAAGCAAAUGGAGAAGCAGUAAUAGGAAAGUUCCCCCUCUUACGUCCGGGUGAGGGAGAAUUUGUCUAUGAGAGUUGCACCUUUUCACCAUCCCCUUCAGGCUCCAUUGAAGGGUCCUUCACUUUUGUCCCUGGCAGCUUGGCAGAUCCAAUGGGCGAGUCUUUUGGUGUUGCAGUAGCUCAUUUUCCCCUCCAGUUACCAGACUACAUAUACUAAUCCGAUGCUGACUGUUCUGCAAUAUCUAUUUAGUCAAAAUUAGAGUAUCAUCAGCUGGUUGAAUGUUUGGUUGCUCUGUGUUUAUUUUGCAUCCUACGUUGUCUUCCCUACAUGCAAUGGCUAUGUAACUUCUUAUAAUCUUACCUGAAGGGAGCUUGUGAUGUGCCAAGAUUAGUGAUUUCUCAAGGCUGACUAAACUUGCCUUUGACAUGAAAUGCAUAUUUUGAUAUGGAA